ACCCCCAAAGUGGAGAGGGGCAAAAUAAUUUUAGCAAAGUUAACCUCGUCAAUUCUCAUUGUCAGUGAUGAAGGGAACCCCAUCAACUCCCCAAUAAUGUCGAAAACUACAAUUGAAGCCCAGCGAAUAAUCUCCGAGUGAUCCAGGUCCUUCAUAAAGAAAAAAAAACUCAAUUAUCACCUCUUCACUACUGGGAAAGUGCACAGGUUCCAAAAAUCCCCGAUAAUUCCCCCCAGACCGCCACCCAAUCGACCGUAAAACAAGUGAAGAGAAAAAGCAGCAAAAUUACAUAAUGGAAACAUCGGACAAUGAGCAGUACAUAACGUACUCCCUGUCCUCAGUCCACGACCUUCAGCAAACAAUAAUUUCCCACGAGGAGGUGUGCGAGCCGACGGUAUCAGUUCUCUCCGAGACACACGCGGAGAUUCUCGGUGAUAAAACCUCCUCCGAGGACGACGAGAACUCCAUCGUCUACCCAAUCUACAUAAAACAAGAGGAAAUCCCCCAGUACACAUCUGGCGAUGACGAGUCAAUGGCAGUCGAGGCGCUCCGUCAAUUGGGGGGAAUGUACCCCACUUUCGACGAAAAGUCAAAAAUACCAAAUUCAUCGAUGAACGACCCCACUACACCCCCCUCUGACAAACCCCCGAUGAGUAAAAGUUGUUCGACAAAGAGAGAGCCAUUAUCAGGAAGCAAGAAUUUUGGCAAAUACUCUUGUCAAACGUGUGGCGAGAAAUUCGAGAGAAAACUAGACCUGAAUAACCACAUGGUUUGCCACCAGGUGGAUCGUCCCCACGCCUGCAGAACCUGUGGCAACCUCUUCCGCUCGAAAUCCAGCCUCCAAACUCACAUAACCCAAGUCCACAAUCAGGAGAAGUCCCACAAGUGUACAAUAUGCGGAGCAGAUUUCCAGAGGCCAUCGUCCCUCUCCAAUCACAUGAAAAUCCACACGUACGUGGCAGGAAGGGCUUUGAUUUCCCAAUCAGACAACUUGUCGCAGUCUCCAACAUGUUCAGGUCAAACAGUUGAGAAUUACCAAGUGACCCAGGUGAAUUGGCAGAGCUACACAUUCCAGACUGACCAGAACGAACUGGACCAGGAGAAACUCGAGCUUCAGGAGUUCACGGUAUUGCCAAAUGGCGAGGUUGCCCAGUUCGAGUAUCCUCAGACGUACAACCUCAACCUGGAGGGUCUGCCAUUUGAGCAGCGAAAGGGCCAAUUCGUGACAGUUGAGGUGGAGCAAAAGCCAGGGCAGUUCACCUGCACCCACUGUGGCAUUGGCUUCACAAGAGCCACCGCCCUGGCGUCCCACGAGAAGAUUCACAAAGCCUGGACGAUGCCGAUAGAGUGUGAAUUCUGCGACAAGCAAUUUCAGGACAGCAAUCACUUGGCCUCACACCAGACAACGUGCGCCAAAAAAUUGAUGCUCAGCAAUGGUGACAAUGCCAAUGGCAAGUGGUCCAAGCACGCCUGCUCUGAGUGCGGCAAAAAAUUCACCACCAAGCAGAAGAUGUUCCGCCAUCAAUGGAUCCAUCGGAAGAAGACACAUUCCUGUGAAGUUUGUGGUGCCCAAUUUGAGAAGCAAAAUCAGCUGGACGAGCACAGAUUAUCAGCACACCCUGGGAUCUCUCCGUUCACAUGUCCAGAGUGUGGCAAGUGUUUUGUGUCGAGACAGGGCUUGUGGGAGCACACUAGAACACACGCCGAGGGGCCAGCGCAUUUUCAAUGUGACACAUGUUCCAAGACAUUCUCCUCGAGACAGGGCUAUCUGAUACACCACAGAACUCACACUGGGGAGCGGCCCUAUGGCUGCAAAUUCUGCUGGAAGGCUUUCAGGGACGGUGGCACACUGAGAAAACACGAGAGAAUUCACACUGGGGAGAGACCACACGUGUGCCCUCUGUGCUCGAGGGCGUUCAAUCAGAAGGUGGUGUUGAGAGAGCAUGUGAGAUGGGUUCAUGCUGCUGGCAAGAACGAGACUGAAGUUGUUGGCCCACCCUUUCCCUGCCCUCUCUGUGGGGCCUUGAAUCAGGACAGGGAUGAGCUGUGUGCUCACAUUGUCAAGCACUCGGAUCAGAUGAUUGCGGAGGCCAAGGCCAAGAGUGUCAUUGAUCCGCUGAGUACAAAGAGCAGUAAGAAGAAGGGCAAAGGAAAGGGCAAGCCAAAGCUCGCCAAGAUCCAGGACGGCGAGACGCUUCUGCUCGUGGCCACUGAGGAAGCUGGAGAGGAUCUGCAAGGGGACCAGCAAGAGGAGGUCAAGGAAGUUGUGAAAGAGGAGGUCAGUCAUGUGCUGAGGGUGCAGUUCGUUGAUGAUAAAGAGAGCACACUGCAGAUCAUUAGUAAGGAGAAUGAAGCCCUGCCUGUUCUUGCUAUUCCCAAUGAAGGUGAGGAGUUUGGGGGAGAAAUUGAGACCAUUGAGGAGGGGGUUUAUCAGGAGAGUGACGAUGAGAGGGAGAUGGAAAUCAUCUGCGGGAUAUGUGGGGACGAAUUUGGGGAUAAGAAUAAUCUUAUGGAGCAUGUUAAAAUUCAUAUUUAAAGGGGGCUUGGCUGUUGUGAUGUUACACGGUUUCACAGAAGUCGGAUGUCGUCGACCGCAGAAACGAGACUGACCUCAUUUUACAUUUUACGUGAAAAACCACGUCCAUUCCUUUUUUCUAAAUUUUUCAAAUUGUUCAUUUUAGCAGUUUUUUAACAUUUCAUAUUUUUUUUCUCGAAAACUAGACGUGCUAGAAAGAUUUCUCAAACGAAAUUUGAAAUCAGCAUUAAAAUAUCUAUCAGACGGGGUCUGUUUUGUUUUCGAGGUCAAAUACGUCCGAAUUUUGUUAAACAGUGUUAUCAACAUGUGUUUUGUACACUUUUGUCAAUGUGAUAAAUUUCUUGUUGGAUCCAAUGGAUUUGUUGUUUGGAAGAAA
Messenger RNA from Diachasma alloeum, 2912 nucleotides. Its product is annotated as zinc finger protein 879-like. Bases 293 to 2536 code for a protein of 747 amino acids. Gene Ontology annotation, cellular component: nucleus. The transcript is spliced from 2 exons. The record is from RefSeq and is a predicted model, not a curated record. NCBI's taxonomy places the organism in Eukaryota, Metazoa, Arthropoda, Insecta, Hymenoptera, Braconidae.